Molecule: messenger RNA, 207 nt
Organism: Morchella importuna
Lineage: Eukaryota; Fungi; Ascomycota; Pezizomycetes; Pezizales; Morchellaceae
Exons: 6
Coding region: 1-207 (68 amino acids)
Source: RefSeq, a predicted model, not a curated record
AUGUUGGUUACAGACUCCAGCCCAUACCUGUUAUAUAUCGCCCUAUCUGAUUUGAAGAGAGGACAAAAGACAGUGAGAGUAUUAUUGCGCCCUUUCGUCCUACCAACGGUAAAGAAUCGUAACCGCAUCAGAGAGAAAGCUGAAAGGCUAGAAGAACAGCAAUAUCGGAUUCAGGAAAGUCGAUUCGAGACCGCAGUGAUUGGCUGA